This is a messenger RNA of Nothobranchius furzeri (turquoise killifish), 1430 nucleotides long. RefSeq names its product junctional adhesion molecule-like. The record is from RefSeq and is a predicted model, not a curated record. Lineage: Eukaryota; Metazoa; Chordata; Actinopteri; Cyprinodontiformes; Nothobranchiidae. Gene Ontology annotation, biological process: response to bacterium.
UCUACACCACACCUUUUUUUGUCAGUUAAAUUUCACUAAAGGUCCAAACGAGGACAUUGUCAAGAUGCUUCUGUUCUGUGUGACACUGCUUCUCCUUCACCAAGGAUGUGCUUUGGUUCCAGUGGUAACAGUUCAGCUUGGUGAACCUGCAACUCUGACAUGUGUUCUAACAAAGGAAUGGUUGGGCCUUAAAAUUCUCCGCUGGUACAAACAAGAUGCAGGAGAUUCUCUGAGAGUAAUUGCAUCAAUGCAUAAAAAUGCAAACCACAAAUAUGGAUCAGGAUUUUCACCCUCAAGACUAAAGGCAGAUUAUCAUAAACAAACUAUUAAUCUGACAAUUUUGAGGACAGUUAAAGAAGAUGAAGGAAUGUAUCACUGUGCGAUCAUGGACUGGGUUGAAAACAUUUGGAGUGGGAUUUAUUUGUCCAUAAAAGGGAACGGUGAGAGAGCUGUAAGCUACAGGGUUGAGCAGCGAUCAUCAGUCAACGAUCCAGUCCGUAUAGGAGACUCUGUAAAUCUGGAGUGUUCUGUCCUUUCCAAUACUGAGAAGAACAAUUGUACAGAAGAUCUGAAGGUUUUCUGGUUCAGAUCUGGAUCCCAUAAAUCUUACCCAGAAAUCAUUUACACUGAUGAUGAUUGUAAGAAAGAAGAUUUGAGGAGAUGUGUUUAUAGCCUUUCUAAGAGUGUUACCUCCUCAGAUGCUGGGACUUAUUAUUGUGCCGUGGCUACAUGUGGAGAGAUUUUAUUUGAAAAUGGCCAUACUCUCCACAUUGAACAAUCGGCAGAUGUUAUGCUUGUGACGAUGAGGAUCUGCUUGAUCGUUUCUGUAAUUCUAAAUAUCUGUUUUAUUUGCUACUGGACUGGAAAAGCUGCAGAUAAACAAUUUAAAGGGAAAGAAGAGAAGUUUUCAAGUACAAGACAUGACCAUUUGAGUCAACCGAGGGAUGAUACGAAUGAAGAUGAAAAUUAUCUAAACUAUGCUGCGAUAAAUUUUUCUGAAGGGCAAUCAACAAGAGGACAUAAGAAAAGAAUAUCAGAGUUCGAGGAAUGUGUAUAUUCACGAGUUAAAUAUCAGUUAUAAUUGUGUGUUUGUAUGGGAUGGUUUAAAACUUAAAUCCAGUACCAUGUCAGAGAAAUAUUAUGUGCAGUUCUGAAAAAUGACCCAGAAUGACUCUGUAAUUUAAAUGUUUUUGCAUGUAAAUGUAAAUUUGUGUCAAUUCAUUUAAUUCAAAAAUGUUUUUUAUUCUUUCAUUUUUGUUUGUACUGUGUGGCAAAAUCAAAAUAUCAACAAACUGUAUGAAAGGUUUUGCACAAUCAUCUUAAAACUAAAUGUUACUUUGUAGAUCCUCCUGAAACAUGAGGAUCUCAGUCAGUGAAAUAAAUUACAGAAGAAUUUUAAGCUGCGUAAAUUAAAAAAAAAGUUUUCAAUG